AUGGCCGAAUUCAACGUCGUCAACCCAGAGCGGAUGAAAUGCCUCGUAUGGAUAUGCGGACUCGCCUCUCUCGAAGAUGCUGAUAUUCGGGCCCGCGCUCUCCGCAAGAUGGAAGAUAAUUCACAAUCCACGUUAAAGGAACUGGCCGCAGAAAUCCAGCAGUUCCUCAACAUUCUUCAGGAUGCCACUCUCCCCGAGUGGUCUGCUUCAUCACUUAUCAACGCCGAUGUCUCUCAGAACCAAAAACACCACCCACCAUCGCCGUGUUUGGUGGAGCGAAUCAGUCAAGGGUCUGUUCCAUCCGUGUGGCAAGACUUGUCAUAUCUGCGGAUAUUCCGGACACAAGUAAAGAUCCUGCAAGAACAUCAUGACCAAAAGGAAGCAGAAACCUACAUGGAAGCGGAAAACGGCCAACAAUGUCGUCGUCGCCUCAACGCAUGCUGGCGACACUUCCAUAUCUCGCAUCUACCCCCAGUGCACAUCAAUGGGAAGAUAAUACGCAUGCGGCUUGACAUCGGUGCCGAUGUCACAUUACUGAGCAAUGCGAACUGGAUCGCAAUGGGUCGCCCGAUGUUAAGUCACCCUCGAAUCACUCUGAGGUCAAGCAAUGACAAGCCGAUCAAUGUUCGAGGAUGCUCCGAGUGCAAUUUCGUCAUUGAUGGUCAUCACGGUCGAGGUAUUUGCUACGUUGCCGACACACCGUCACUACUAGGUCUCGACUUGAUCAUCCAUGAGCCUCUGUUUCGUCGCCUACGCGAGAGCUCUAUCUGUAAUGUAUCCUCAUCGAUGCUCACCGCAUUGAACUCUUCACUCACUACGCGCUUGAAGAAGAAGUUCUUUACCGUUCACACGCCUGGAUCAGGACAACGCACCAAAUCGAACGCCAAGCUCACUCUGAAGUGUAACGUCAAGGAUAAUUUUCAGAAGGCUCGUCUUGUUCCAUAUGCCGCUAUACGGAAAAUUACGGAUGAAAUCGUUUGCCUUGUAUCUACACAGGUUCUGACGCCCAUAGACCACUCAGAAUGGGCCGCUCUGUUGGUGCUGUUCAAGAGCGUCGUCCAGUCCUGUCGAGAAGUCUGCGCAGUGUCGUAUUGA
Molecule: messenger RNA, 1095 nt
Organism: Haemonchus placei
Lineage: Eukaryota; Metazoa; Nematoda; Chromadorea; Rhabditida; Trichostrongylidae
Source: the annotation of a GenBank genome assembly